Molecule: messenger RNA, 1392 nt
Organism: Orycteropus afer afer
Lineage: Eukaryota; Metazoa; Chordata; Mammalia; Tubulidentata; Orycteropodidae
Gene: SNX8
Product: sorting nexin 8
Exons: 11
Coding region: 1-1392 (463 amino acids)
Biological process (GO): retrograde transport, endosome to Golgi
Molecular function (GO): phosphatidylinositol binding
Source: RefSeq, a predicted model, not a curated record
AUGACUGGCCGUGCGAUGGACCCGCUGCCUCCCGCGGCGGUCUCGGCGGCAGCUGAGUUGGAGGCUGACGGGGAGGCGGGUCCCCCAGCUGCAGACGUGCCUACGUCCUGGGGGACCGAGCAGACGGACCCGGAGCCCACUCGGAUGCAGAUGACGCAGGGGAACCCACUGCUGCUGACGCACAGCCUGCAGGAGCUGCUGGCCCGUGACACCGUGAGCGUGGAGCUCAUCCCAGAGAAGAAAGGCCUCUUCCUGAAACACGUGGAGUAUGAGGUGUCCAGCCAGCGCUUCAGGUCGUCCGUGUACAGACGGUACAAUGACUUCGUGGUCUUCCACGACACACUGCUGCACAGGUUCCCGUACCGCAUGGUGCCGGCCCUUCCGCCCAAGAGGAUGCUCGGAGCCGACAGGGAGUUCAUCGAGGCCCGGAGACGGGCCCUGAAGCGCUUCAUCAACCUGGUGGCCCGGCACCCCCGCUUCUCCGAGGACGUGGUCCUGAAGCUGUUCCUGUCCUUCAGUGGCUCUGAUGUGCAGAACAAGUUAAAGGAGUCGGCUCAGGGUGUUGGGGACGAGUUCCAGCGGUGCAAACUGGCCGCUCGUGCCAAGGACUUCCUCCCAGCUGACAUCCAGGCCCAGUUUGCGGCGAGCCGGGAGCUGAUUCGAAACAUCUACAACAGCUUUUACAAGCUCCGGGACCGGGCCGAGCGGAUUGCUUCCAGGGCCAUCGACAACGCUGCUGACCUUCUCAUAUUUGGGAAGGAGUUAAGGCAGGUGGCCUUUGCUCUGGGGUCUGACACGACCCCGCUGCCCCCCUGGGCCGCUCUGAGCAGCAGCGUGUGGGGGUCCCUGAAGCAGGCGCUGAAAGGCCUGUCUGUGGAGUUUGCACUACUGGCUGACAAAGCUGCACAGCAGGGUAAGCAGGAGGAGAGCGACGUGGUGGAGAAGUUGAACCUCUUCCUGGAUCUACUCCAGUCCUACAAGGACCUGUGCCAGCGGCAGGAGAAGUGCGUGCUGCACCGGCACCAGCGGGCCCUGCACAAGUACAGCCUCACAAAGCGGCAGGCGACGAGCGUAGCGCAGGGCGCGGAGCCCGAGUCUGCAGACCGGUUGGAGUCCCGCAUCAUGGAGCAGGAGAACGCCAUCCAGACCCUGGAGCUGCGCACACACUUCUCCUUGUACUGUCUGCACCAGGAGACGCAGCUGGUACACGCCUACCUGCCGCUCACCUCCCACAUCCUCGGAGCCUUUGUGAACUCUCAGAUCCAGGGCCACAAGGAGAUGAGCAAGGUGUGGGAUGACUUGAAGCCCAAGCUGCACUGCCUGUUUGCUGGACCAAGUGGUGCCCCGACGGUGCCUCAAACCCCCCAGGAGGACCGCCUGCUUCCUCGCUAG